Messenger RNA from Dryobates pubescens (Downy woodpecker), 5160 nucleotides. RefSeq names its product CASK interacting protein 1 (gene CASKIN1). The coding region runs from base 160 to 4869 and encodes 1569 amino acids. The record is from RefSeq and is a predicted model, not a curated record. The transcript has 20 exons. Gene Ontology annotation, molecular function: protein binding. NCBI's taxonomy places the organism in Eukaryota, Metazoa, Chordata, Aves, Piciformes, Picidae.
UGUGCCGCGCCGAGCCGUGCCGUACCGAGCCGUACCGUGUUGUACCGAGCAGUACAGAGCCGCACGGUGCCGUACCGAGCCUCCCGCCCAUCCUUCGCCGCGCCACGGAGGAUGCUCGGGCCGUGAGCCCGCAGCCGGUAGCCCCGGCACCGUGGAGCUAUGGGCAAGGACCAGGAGCUGGUGCAGGCGGUGAAGGCGGAGGACAUCGCAGCCGUGCAGAAGCUGCUGCAGAGGCCCAAGCCCGGCAAAGCCAAACUCCUUGGAUCAGCAAAGAAAGUCAAUGUCAACUUCCAAGACACCGAUGGGUUCUCAGCUCUGCACCAUGCAGCGCUCAACGGCAACACAGAGCUCAUCUCACUGCUGCUGGAGGCACAGGCUGCGGUGGACAUCAAGGACAACAAAGGAAUGCGGCCCCUGCACUAUGCAGCUUGGCAAGGCAAGAGGGAGCCCAUGAAGAUGGUGCUGAAAGCAGGCUCCUCUGUGAACAUCCCAUCAGAUGAGGGGCAAAUCCCCCUGCACCUGGCAGCACAGCACGGGCACUAUGAUGUGUCAGAGAUGCUCCUGCAGCACCAGUCCAACCCCUGCAUCAUGGACAAUUCGGGGAAGACCCCUCUGGACCUGGCAUGCGAGUUCGGCCGGGUCGGGGUGGUCCAACUGCUCCUGAACAGCAACAUGUGCGCGGCGCUGCUGGAGCCCAAGCCGGGCGACACCACCGACCCAAAUGGCACCAGCCCCCUGCACCUUGCCGCCAAGAACGGCCACAUUGACAUCAUCCGGUGGGUACCACGGGCAGGGGGGUGGGCAGUGCCAGGAAUCCCCCAGCCUCCCAUCCCUGAUGAUUCCGCUGCUGCCUGCAGGCUCUUGCUGCAGGCCGGCAUUGACAUCAACCGACAAACCAAGGCGGGCACAGCACUGCACGAGGCAGCUCUCUGUGGCAAGACGGAUGUGGUGCGGCUGCUGCUGGAUAGCGGGAUCAAUGCCCACGUCAGGAACACCUACAACCAGACAGCUCUGGACAUCGUCAACCAGUUCACCACCAGCCAAGCCAGCAAGGAGAUCAAGCAGAUGCUGCGGGACGCCUCGGCCGCGCUGCAGGUCCGGGCUGUCAAGGAUUACUGCAACAACUAUGACUUGACCAGCCUCAACGUGAGAGCUGGGGACAUCAUCACUGUGCUGGAGCAGCAUGCAGACGGGCGCUGGAAGGGCUGCAUCCACGACAACCGGACUGGCAAUGACCGUGUGGGCUACUUCCCCUCCAGCUUGGUGGAGGCCAUAAGCAAACGAACAGGUUCGUGGGAGACUGUAACAAUCCCCCACCACUACCAAAAGACCCCGCUCCCGGCUUUCGGGGCUGCUGUGCUAAACGGUGACGCCUCGUCCCAUCCGUUCCAUUCCCUGCCUCCACCUCCACCUCCACCACCACAUUCCCAUCAGACUCUUUUCAGUUCCUUUGGCUAUCACAGGCUCUCCCCUAGCAGUGCCAACGAGCCGCGUUACGGACAAGGGUCCCGUGGGGCCGACACGAGCCCAUCCCACCUCUCGCCGCCGCAGGGUGGAUCGGCUGUGCCAGCGCCUGCCGAGGAGAUCUGGGUGCUGCGGAAACCUUUUGCAGGUGGUGACCGCAGCAGCCUGGGCAGCACGGGCAGCGUGGCCUCUGCCCGCAGCUCAGGGAGUGGGCAGAGUGCGGGCAGUGGGGCACAUGCUCUGCAUGCUGGCUCUGAAGGUGUCAAGCUGCUGGCAACGGUUCUCUCCCAGAAGGCUUCUGCGCAAGAGUCCUCCGUGGGCGAUGGGCCGGCCAAGGCGCAGGACAUCCCCGCAGGUUCAUCAAGAUCACAGAGCAUGGCCAGCUCCCCCUAUGCCACUCAGCCCCCCGCUGAGCCCCAGCUGAAGAAGAUGGAGCCACCAUCUGAGGGGAAGAGCUCGGAGGCCGUGUACCAGUGGCUCUGCAAGUUCCAGCUGCAGCUCUAUGCGCCCAACUUCCUCAACGCCGGCUAUGACAUCACCACCAUCAGCCGCAUGACGCCCGAGGACCUGACGGCCAUCGGUGUCACCAAGCCAGGGCACAGGAAGAAGAUUGCCUCUGAGAUCAACAACCUCAGCAUCCCCGAGUGGCUGCCCGAGUACAAGCCGGCCAACCUGGCGCUGUGGCUCUCCAUGAUCGGCCUGUCCCAGUACUACAAGGUACUGGUGGAGAAUGGCUACGAGAACAUCGACUUCAUCACCGACAUCACCUGGGAGGACCUGCAGGAGAUUGGCAUCACCAAACUGGGCCACCAGAAGAAGCUGAUGCUGGCAGUGAAGAAGCUGGCAGAGCUGCAGCGCGCAGAGCUGGGCAAGUACGAGCCGAGCACACUGAAGAGGAAAGGGGCAGCAGGCCCGGAGGUGCUGACCAUUGAGUCCCCGCCGCCAGAGCCACCUGAGUGCCAGUCACCCAAGAUGACCACCUUCCAGGACAGUGAGCUCAGCAGCGAGCUGCAGGUGGCCAUGACAGGAGAAGGCCCUGAGGAGCCCCCCGAGAAGGUGGCAAACUCUGUGGCCCCUGGCUACCGCUCACCACCGGGGCUGGGCGGCCGUGCCAGGAUGAUGAGCAGCUCGCAGGAGCUGCUGGGUGAUGGCCCACGGGCACCUUCAGCCACUGCCAUCUCCAAGAGCCAGGAGUACCUGGCAGAGGGAGCUGGUGAGGGCAUGCCUGCACCACCCAAGGAGGGGCGCCCACCUCGGCAUGGCCACCCUGUGAAGCGUGCCAGCGUGCCACCAGUGCCUGGCAAACCGCGGCAGCCCUUCCCACCUGCAGCUGGGCAGCUGACACCACCACCAACCCCUGGCAAGCCACGGCCCCCCUCGCCCCAGGGCCCACUGGUGCCCCACGCCACUGCCAAGGUGAAGCCUACCCCACAGCUGCUGCCACCGGGUGAGCGUCCCGCCUCGCCCCGCUCCCUGCCCCAGUCACCCACCCACCGUGGCUUCGCCUAUGUCCUGCCGCAGCCUACUGAGGGUGAGGGGACACCAGCAGGGAUUCCCGUCCUGCCUGUCUCAGUGCCAGUGCUGUGCCUACCGCCAGCAGGCGAGGGUGAGGAGGAGCCAGGGAGACCGAAGAAGCGGGCACACAGCCUGAACCGCUACGCUGCUUCCGACAGUGAGCAGGAGCGGGACGAGCUGCUGGUGCCCGACGCAGGGCCCUAUGCCACCGUCCAGCGGCGCGUGGGCCGCAGCCACUCGGUGCGGGCACCUGCCGGCGGUGACAAGAACGUCAACCGCAGCCAGUCCUUUGCUGUCCGCCCAAAGAAGAAAGGCCCUCCACCGCCCCCUCCCAAACGCUCCAGCUCUGCCAUCUCCAGUGCUGGCAUGGCCGAGGACUUCCCCAAGGAGGGUGACAGUGAGGUGGCCACAGGGUCACCUGCCGCUGAGGAGAGUCGUCAGGAGCAGCGACGUGCCAGUGACCUGGGUGGCAGCGUGGACACGGGCAGUGCCGGCAGUGUGCGCAGCAUUGCCGCCAUGCUGGAGAUGUCCUCCAUUGGUGGCGGUGCUCGGGCGCUGGCACUGCAGAAGCCACAUGUGGCUGUGGGGCCAGGGCCAACCAAGGCACCCGAUGGCUACUACCUGCAGCCAGGCGCUCCUGCGGGCAGCCCCGAGCGUGCCCGUGUGGCCACCGUCCUGGCCACUGUCAAGCACAAAGAGGCCAUAGGGCUGGACGGGGAGGUGGUGAACCGGCGCCGGACCAUCAGCGGCCCCGUCACUGGGCUGGUGGCCGCCGCUCGCCGCGAGCGAGCCGACAGCGUGCGGUCGGGGUCGGGUACCGACGGCCCCGGUGAACGGCUGCGGGUCGAGCGCGGUGGCUCCCCUGAUGGCAUCCCCUUUGCUGAGGAGGGCAACCUCACCAUCAAGCAGCGACCGCGGCCCCUGGGCCCAGCCCGGGGGGACUCAGGAGAGGGGCUGUCCCCGACCCACCGCCAAGGGGACCUGGCCAAGGUGGAGGCCAGCGCCACGCUCAAGAGGCGGAUCCGGGCCAGGCAGAGCCAACAAGAUGGCGUCCGCUUUGUCCUCACCGAGUCUGACACCGUCAAGCGCCGGCCCAAGGCCAAGGACAAGGAACCGGCGCUGGAGCCGGCCCCGCUCAUUGUCUACCAGAACGGCACUGGCACCGUCAAGCGGCGCCCAGGCUCCGAGCUGAGCGGGGCUGAGCCGCCCCCAACCCCACCACCUGCCGCCUGCCCCGAUGGCCCCGACUACACCCCGCUGCCUGCCGAGCCCAAGAAGCCCUUCAAGCCACCGGUGUCUCCCAAGCCCGUGCUGACGCCACCGCCCCAGAAGGUCCCUGGGCAACCAGCACCCACCCCCAAAAAGGUGCCCAUCCCAAGCCCUGGCAGCCCAGAGGUGAAGCGGGUCCAUGGCACGCCACCCCCAGUGUCGCCCAAGCCCGUGCCGCCCCCCACGGCACCCAAGCCCCCCAAGCCCCACGCUGCCAUGCAGUCGGUGAGUGCCAGUUCCACGCCGGCCCCAUCCCCUGCCCGGCAGCUGGGUGCCACCACCGCCACCAAGCCGUCCAGCACGCCCCCCUCGCUCUGCUCCAGCCCCGCCAAGCCCCUCUCGCCCGGCGCCCAGCCCCAGCAGGUGCCGGUGAAGCCGCCACGCUCAGCCAUGGCCGGACCCUCCCUUGACACCGCUGGCCCCGAGUUGGCCCAGCAGAAGCUGGAGGAGACCAGCGCCUCCCUGGCUGCUGCGCUGCAGGCUGUGGAGGAGAAGAUCAAGCAGGAGGACAAUCAAGCGGCAGACUCGGCCGUGGAGUCAAAGAGCACCGUGAGCAUCCUGGACGACAUUGGCAGCAUGUUUGAUGACCUGGCAGACCAACUGGAUGCCAUGCUGGAGUGAGGGGCACCAGGGCCCCGCGAACCUCAGGGCUUACGUGGGCACAAGGGCACAACGAUCCACGACCCCCAUCCUGCCCCACUGCCCUCCUCCUCCUUGUCCCCUUUGUACAACCGUCCCCUCCUGGACGUCCCCUCGGGGUUUGCACAAAGAAGAAGAUACCUCAGGAUUGUGCUCACGGACUCGGCUCCGGCAGGACUCCCUUUGAGAAGCAAAAAAUAGUACUCAACUCCAACACCAGAAGAAACAAAGCAACACGACAGCCCCCACCAGCUGCUGGGGCUCCAGGAUUAG